AUGGCGGAGUAUCUGGCCUCCAUCUUCGGAACAGAGAAGGACAAAGUCAACUGUUCAUUUUAUUUCAAAAUUGGAGCUUGUCGUCAUGGAGACAGAUGUUCUCGGUUGCACAACAAACCAACAUUUAGCCAGGAAGCGAUGCUGUUGUAAGCUUGCCUGUAGUAGAGACCAACCAGUGCUAACUUUCAGACAACUUGAUUUUAAGAAGAACGGUACAAAUACCAUCUUGAUUCAAAACAUCUAUCGUAACCCCCAAAACAGUGCACAGACGGCUGACGGCUCACACUGUGCUGUGAGCGAUGUUGAGAUGCAGGAACAUUAUGAUGAAUUCUUUGAGGAGGUCUUCACAGAAAUGGAAGAAAAAUAUGGUGAAGUUGAGGAGAUGAACGUUUGUGAUAACCUUGGAGAUCAUCUAGUUGGAAAUGUAUAUGUAAAGUUUCGCCGUGAAGAAGAUGCGGAAAAGGCUGUGAUUGACCUGAACAAUCGCUGGUUUAAUGGACAGCCCAUUCAUGCUGAGCUUUCACCUGUGACUGACUUCAGAGAGGCCUGUUGCCGUCAAUAUGAAAUGGGAGAGUGUACACGAGGAGGUUUCUGCAACUUCAUGCAUUUGAAGCCCAUUUCUCGAGAGCUAAGACGCGAGUUGUAUGGGCGGCGUCGUAAAAAGCAUAGAUCCAGGUCGAGGUCCCGUGAACGUCGGUCUAGAUCCAGAGAUCGUGGUCGUGGAGGUGGUGGUGGAGGCGGAGGAGGACGUGAACGUGAUAGGAGGCGGUCAAGAGAUCGUGAAAGAUCUGGUCGAUUCUGAGCCAUGCCAUUUUUACUGUAUGUCUGCUAGAAAGUGUUGUAGUUUGACCAAACAAGUUCAUAAUGAGAUUUUUUUUAAAGAUGGGCUUCUGAAUAAAAAAUUUGUAGUGA
This is a messenger RNA of Gymnogyps californianus (California condor), 912 nucleotides long. RefSeq names its product U2 small nuclear RNA auxiliary factor 1 (gene U2AF1). Gene Ontology annotation, molecular function: pre-mRNA 3'-splice site binding; metal ion binding. The transcript is spliced from 10 exons. Gene Ontology annotation, cellular component: spliceosomal complex; U2AF complex. Lineage: Eukaryota; Metazoa; Chordata; Aves; Accipitriformes; Cathartidae. Gene Ontology annotation, biological process: mRNA splicing, via spliceosome. Bases 86 to 802 code for a protein of 238 amino acids. The record is from RefSeq and is a predicted model, not a curated record.